Messenger RNA from Mycena citricolor, 1744 nucleotides. NCBI's taxonomy places the organism in Eukaryota, Fungi, Basidiomycota, Agaricomycetes, Agaricales, Mycenaceae. The record is from the annotation of a GenBank genome assembly.
UGUACCUCCACUGAGCUGUGGUAUACAGCCCCGUAUACAGCACACACUCGAGGCUCCGCGACUCUACCGCUCUCAGCACUCUGACUUCCAACCUCAACAACGGUCAUCUACCCAAGAUCCUGCUCCUCACAUGAGCCUGCAGUCAAUCCUCUGGAUGCUCGUUCGACACGGCCAGAAGUUCAUGGUAUACCCGUCUGCUUACGAGCCCAAGCCGCGUAGCAUAUUCCUCCCCUCCGAGCUCGGUCUCGCAUACACGAACCUCGAGCUGCGCACGUCCGACAAAGUCAAACUCAGAUGCUUCUUCCUGCGGUACGCCGACCAGUCCGCGGCACGAAUACGUCAGUGCACACACGAGGACAUCAUUGAGGACGAGGCGCCGCCGGAUUUCCCUAAUACGGGGCAGCUCUCUGCUGGCACGGUUGUCGUGUUCCAUGGGAACGGGAUGAAUUGCGGGGAUAUGAGCUUCGCAGCGAAACGGUUCUUAUUCGGUGGAUGUGAUGUGCUCAUCGUGUCUUAUCGAGGGUACGCAGAAUCUGAAGGCAGCCCACACGAGAAGGGCCUGCGGCUCGAUGCGCAAGCUGCAUUGGACCACGUUCUCGCUCAGCCAGACCUCGCCAAAAGGCCCAUUAUCCUCUAUGGCACAUCUCUCGGCGGAGCCGUCGCCAUCGACCUCGCAAGUCGCAAUCCCGAGACCGUCUCUGCGAUCAUCGUCGAAAACACGUUUCUCUCCCUCCCUCGCGUCGUACGCGACUGGCCGGUCAUCGGGCCCUUCUCAUUCCUGUGCUUCCAGCGCUGGGACUCGGCAUCCAAGAUCAAACGAAUUCCGCGCAGCACACCCAUCUUGAUGCUCAGCGGCGCUCAAGAUGAGAUCGUGCCCCCGAAGCACAUGUCGGCGCUGUGGGGUCUGGCGCAAAAACGGGGUCCCCAGGGCUCGCAGAAGGAGUGUGACCGAUUCGAGUCGUUCGAGGAGGGCUGUCAUCCGGAUACUUUCACAUGUCCGGGCUAUUGGGAGAAAGUGGGCGAGUUUCUGCGGGUCGUGAGUGACAAGCACGGGACUCGAUGAUCUCUAGAUCGUCAUGUCUCCAAGCCCGAGGCUCAAGCCUUGAUGAUGGAUGUCACUUUCGAUUUUGCACAUACUAGUCAGCGUGGAUCGGUGGGAAGCAAUGUAGAAUUCUCGGCGGGCAAGUCAGAUUGUGGAGAGUGUUCUAUAUUUGGGGUUACCGGGGACACAUUGGGUCUUGAGCACGGAAUCUGCCGGAAAGACCAGGGUAUCUACUAGAUAUCGUGGAAGCAGUCAUUAGCGAGACGAUGCGGCUCCAGACUCUAUGCUUCAGGCUCAGCGGUUUCGAACGUGAAUGAGAAGAGACACCAACUUCACCUGGCUCAGAAUGAGUCCAAUUCGCUAAUUCGUGCAAAGUUUGUCAACAUGCUCAAGAGAGAAGCGUAGAAAACGAGAUUCUCAAAGUACAGAAUGGGCGCCUUCACGUCAGAAGGACAUUUCAAAGUGAAAUGACCGUUUCUAAUCCAUUCAAGUCUGCAAAGUGGACGUGAAUGAGUGGCGAUCCUUGCUUUUCACGAGGUGCCAGCAAAAGUUGCUUUUUGGACUUGUUUGGAAAAAGGAAAUACAUCGUGUCCACUACAUUUCUCAUGUCCCUGGGUGUUUUUCUUCAAGGAAAGAAACAUUUACGCUGUCGUUGAGAUUUUAGUAUCUUGUCGUGAAUAUUUUUAGAUUUGUAAACUUUGC